Molecule: messenger RNA, 376 nt
Organism: Miniopterus natalensis
Lineage: Eukaryota; Metazoa; Chordata; Mammalia; Chiroptera; Miniopteridae
Gene: C11H11orf96
Product: chromosome 11 C11orf96 homolog
Source: RefSeq, a predicted model, not a curated record
AUGGCAGCCGCCAAGCCCGGCGAGCUGAUGGGCAUCUGCUCCAGCUACCAGGCGGUGAUGCCGCACUUCGUGUGCCUGGCCGACGAGUUCCCGCAGCCCGUGCGGCCCGCCAAGCUGACCAAGGGCAAGGGCCGGCUGCGGCGGCCGCGCCAGUCCCGCUUCAAGACGCAGCCGGUGACCUUCGACGAGAUCCAGGAGGUGGAGGAGGAGGGGGUGUCCCCCCUGGAGGAGGAGAAGGCCAGGAAGUCGUUCCUGCAGAGCCUGGAGUGCCUGCGCCGCAGCACGCAGAGCCUGUCGCUGCAGAGGGAGCAGCUCAGCAGCUGCAAACUCAGGAACAGCCUGGACUCCAGCGACUCCGACUCGGCCCUGUGAGGGC